Molecule: messenger RNA, 961 nt
Organism: Seriola dumerili (greater amberjack)
Lineage: Eukaryota; Metazoa; Chordata; Actinopteri; Carangiformes; Carangidae
Gene: cdk21
Product: cyclin-dependent kinase 6-like
Exons: 7
Coding region: 1-903 (300 amino acids)
Biological process (GO): protein phosphorylation; regulation of gene expression; regulation of G2/M transition of mitotic cell cycle
Cellular component (GO): nucleus; cytoplasm; cyclin-dependent protein kinase holoenzyme complex
Molecular function (GO): cyclin binding; ATP binding; cyclin-dependent protein serine/threonine kinase activity
Source: RefSeq, a predicted model, not a curated record
AUGGACGCCGGCACUAAGCCGCUGUGCUACGAGCUGCUGUCAGAAGUAGGCGAGGGCUCCUACAGUAAGGUGUAUAAAGCCAGAGAGGUGGGGGAGAAACAGCGCCUCCUGGCGGUGAAGAAAUUCAACAUCCACGGAGACACUUCAGACUCCGGGAUCCCCGCCUUUAUGAUCCGGGAGGUGGCGCUGCUGCGCAAGAUGAAGUACUUCAAUCAUCCCAACAUAGUCAAGCUGUUGGAUGCAUCUGUUGUACCAGUGGGCAGGAGCCUGGACCUCACUCUGGUGUUAGAGUACAUUGACCAGGACCUGUCCACAUACCUCUCCAAGGUUCCUGCUUCUGGAUUGAGCCGUGACAGUAUUAAGGAUGUGAUGCAGCAGCUGCUGCAAGGAUUGGACUUCUUGCACACAAACAUGGUGCUGCAUCGUGACCUAAAACCAGAGAACGUCCUGGUCAGCAGCCGCGGAGAAGUGAAGAUCGCAGACUUUGGGCUGGCACGCAUCUACACCUUUAAUAUCGCUCUCACUCCAGGUGUGGUGACGCUGUGGUACAGAGCUCCCGAGGUGCUGCUGAACUCUGUUUACAUGUCCUCAGUGGACAUGUGGAGCGCUGGCUGCAUCUUUGCAGAGCUCUUCCUCCUGAGACCGCUGUUUCAGGCGUACACAGAGGUGCAGCAGCUGCAGAAAAUCUUUGAGGUUCUUGGUUUGCCCAGUGAGGAGGACUGGCCCAAGGACAGCCCAAUCUCGUACUCAGUCAGCUGGGGACCGAAGGUUUCCUGCACCAAGCUGCUGCACAACCUGGGCCAGGACGAGAAUGACCUACUAGCUAAAUGUUUGGCAUUCAGACCAAGCAGCCGCAUCUCCGCUGCCAAAGCCCUGGCUCAUCCUUUCUUUAUGAAGCACUGAAGAUUUCAGUCGGAGGAUGAGUUGAAAUGAAGAAAACCUCAGCUCCUGCUACUCGGAG